Mercenaria mercenaria is the source of this 883-nucleotide messenger RNA. RefSeq lists its product as uncharacterized. The transcript has 2 exons. The record is from RefSeq and is a predicted model, not a curated record. Bases 347 to 868 code for a protein of 173 amino acids. NCBI's taxonomy places the organism in Eukaryota, Metazoa, Mollusca, Bivalvia, Venerida, Veneridae.
UUUUAUUUUGUUACACUAAAGUGUUAACACUAGUUACAGUUGAUUGAUAUUUGAUAAGGUUAAGGUAUUGUUACAGCCUACUGUCACUGUACUUUGUUGAUUGUUGCCUAUGCAACCUUGAUUGACACAUAGUACUGUUGCGCAACUUAGUGUAUUAUUUUAGUGAGGACGUUUUGUGUAGUAUAUACGUAGUGUAUAGUACUUUGUUUUGGCUUCAGUGGUAACUGUAUAGCCUUAGUGUAAACUAGUGUAGUCUAGUAUUCCCUCACGUUUGUUUAACUAGUGUCUCAGGUUGUUAUAGUAGCUGUUGUACUGUAGUGUUAUAUAGUGUUAACGUAGUGUAAUCAUGACUAGUGUAGUAGAGCUAACGAAGGUAGGAAAAGAGUUAGGUUAUGAAGGAGAGGAGUUACGUAACUUUGUUAAGGAAGAGCAGGCUAGGGAACGUGAGGAAAGACAUAGUAGAUUAGAAGCAGAGAAAGAUAGGUUAGAAGCAGAGAGAGAAAGAGAUAGGGAAAGAUUAGAGUUAGAAGCUAGGUUACAGAAGGAAAAGAUAGAAUAUGAAAAACAAAGUAGUUUAGAAGCAGAGAAGGAAAGAUUAGAAGCAGAGAGAGUAAGGUUAGAGUUAGAGGCUAGGUUGCAGAAGGAAAAGAUAGAAUAUGAACGUAAGUUAGAACAGGAUAAGUUAGAAAUGGAAAAGGAUAAGUUAAUGUUAGCUAGAAAGUUAGAAACAGAGAAGGAGGAAGCAGAAAGUAGGAAAUUAGAAACAGAGCAUAAGUUUAAGACAGACUUAGAAAAGAUGAGUAAGAAAAAGGUAAAGGUUAAGAUGUCUCCCUUUGAUGAGAAAAUUGAUCCAUGGAUGCGUACUUGAAUGUGUACGAAACGU